Lytechinus variegatus (green sea urchin) is the source of this 2133-nucleotide messenger RNA. RefSeq lists its product as uncharacterized. Gene Ontology annotation, cellular component: cytoplasm; nucleus; centrosome. Gene Ontology annotation, biological process: regulation of cytokinesis; mitotic cell cycle; protein phosphorylation. The transcript has 8 exons. Gene Ontology annotation, molecular function: protein serine/threonine kinase activity; ATP binding. The coding region runs from base 4 to 2133 and encodes 709 amino acids. NCBI's taxonomy places the organism in Eukaryota, Metazoa, Echinodermata, Echinoidea, Temnopleuroida, Toxopneustidae. The record is from RefSeq and is a predicted model, not a curated record.
GAGAUGGGUGACCAACGUGCCCUAACCAAUGCUGACGACAUCAUGUCACGUCUAGAAGGGGCGUGGCAUCUUCAACAAGCAUCACAUCAUAACUUGGCCAACCAAUACGAUACAAUCGUCAAUAAACUCAGGAACUUCGCUCGCGACAGUGGGUUCGACCACGACAUCGCCUCAGCCGACGACGUCAUGAUGAUCAUAACCAACAUUGAUCAAAGAUGGCGCCAGACACAUAAUAAACUAACGGAGGUAUCCGGAGCUUUGGAUUCAAAUAACGCAAGAAUCAAGGAGCUUGCAGCCUUCCUUGGUAUGGAAAUGCCUGUCAUCAUGCCCAAUGUAUUCGAUGACGUCAUGGACAAAUGGAAAGAACAGCAUUCCAAAUUCAUUGACCUACAGAAGGCGGUUCUCGAUAGCCAGGAAGAAAGUCGGCAGAAAACCAAAACUUUGCAGAGCAUCGCAAAGCUGAUGUCAGUGGUUGGUCCACAAAAGCAGGACGCCCUCUUGGACAGCAUCCAAGGAAUCUGGAACGGCAGCCAAAAGAAGAUCUCUGACCUCCAGCAUGAGAUCUUCCAACAGAAGGAGCAGAUCCAAAGAUCUCAAGAACAGCUCCAGAACUUGGCCCAGACCCUUGGAGUAGGACCAUCCUCAGAGGGGGAAAACAUCCUUGAUGCGAUCUCAGGGAAAUGGAAAGAGAUGAAAUCUCUAAUUUCUCUUCUCAGAUCAUCCCUUCUCGCGGAGAGAGAUCGAAACGCCAAUGCUAAGGAGACCUUACAGGGCCUGGCAGAUUUCAUGGGUGUAGAAACGUCUGGUGAUGAGUCUACAAUUGCUGAAGGUAUGAUGGACAAAUGGAUGGAGAGUAGAAGAGAGGUCAUUGAACUUCGAGAAGCCUUGGUGGAGGAGAAGAAGAAGACCGAAAUGGCUGAAGAUGCUCUCAUAGAUCAUCUGACCCGUCCUGGUCCAGACCUUGCCUCAGUAGCCACUCAGACCAACGACCACCAGGCCGAAUCCGAGGGUCAUCUCCUUCACAAGGCAGUCCAAACAGAUCGGGACCCUGUGUUCCUCCCCAAGGACGAGCAAGAGGUACAACCAGUCCAGGUAGAUGUUUCUUCUGGCAUUUCCUAUCGAAGCAAUAACUUCUCCUUUUCUGCAUCCCGGGAUCUUGUUCAUUGUGGUCCUCGCUGCAGUAGCCUCAAAACCCUCAGUACACAGGAUGCUUUCCGACCACCAAGUAAGACAUCCCUGCUCCAAGGCACUUCUGCAAUUGCCAGUGUUUUGAGCCGUUUGGAUCGACCAUCAAAAAGCGGGACCUUAGUCUCCCAGAUGUCCGACCUCGUUCCAUGGGAAGAGUCGAGAUGCACGAUUGAACUCGGCAGAGGAGCGACUGGAUCCGUGUACCUCUUUCGCCACGCAGUGUCUAACAUCCCCGUUGCUGCCAAGGUCGUUGAAUAUGCAGGAGAAUGCUUUAGGAACGAGGUCAGAAUUCACCAAGCAAUCAGUGGUCUUCCGUGGUUUCCAAGAUUCUACGGAAGUUUUGACAUUGAUGACGAUCAGGCAGUUCUGGCCAUGGAGUUCAUUGGAGAUGAUUCUGAAGACCGAAGCUACUCCCUCACUGACUGCCUUGAUAGGUCCAUGUUGAAGUCAGGACCAGAUCUCACCAGAGAACAGUGGUUUGACGUCCUCAACGAUGUUGCAAAAGGGUUGAAAUCGCUACAUUCCAAGGGAUUUCUCUCUAACGAUAUCAAGGAAGACAAUGUCUUGGUUGUCGAGGAGUCGGGUGUCUGGCGAGCCAAGAUCAUCGACCUGGGGUGGGCUUCUGAAAUCUCUACUCCUUUCGUAAUGGAUCUGGAUGAAGACCAAAUCGAUUUCUACCAGAGUGGUAGAGGGUGUGGCCAUAUUGCCCCCGAAUGUGUCCUGGACAACAGGCCCUGCUCAACAUCCAGCGACGUUUACUCCCUAGGAAAGUUGAUAGCAUCCAUUGGUCGAAAAAUGAGGUACGAUGAUUUCGAAUGUAUUGGCAACCAAAUCUGCAUGGCUGAUGAAGAACAUAGGCCAACGGUUCAAGAAAUCAUCGACCAGUUUUACGCAAUUCAGUUGAUGGAAGGAGGGGAGGAUGACCCAGGGUCAUCUUCCUGUUAA